CGCCGGAGCGGGCCGGGCAGACGCGCAGGCGGGAGCGGGCCCGGCGCCGCGGCGCUGGUGGAUGCUGGGGCUCCGAGGCGACGGCCGGGGGGCGGGGGCCGAGGCAGGUAUAACGGUACCGGCGGAGGCAGCGCCUCUGCUCUUCCCUUCUCCCCAGGAGGGGGGCAAAUGGCGAGUGAGAAGCCGGGCCCGGGCCCGGGGCUCGAGCCUCAGCCCGUGGGGCUCAUCGCCGUCGGGGCCGGAGGCGGAGGCGGCGGCGGGGGCAGCGGCGGUGGAGGCAGCGGGGGCAGCGGGAUGGGAGAGCUGAGGGGGGCGUCCGGCUCCGGCUCGGUGGUGCUGCCCGCGGGGAUGAUUAACCCUUCCGUGCCGAUCCGCAACAUCCGGAUGAAAUUCGCAGUGUUGAUUGGACUCAUACAGGUCGGAGAGGUCAGCAACAGGGACAUCGUGGAGACCGUGCUCAACCUGCUGGUUGGUGGAGAAUUUGACUUGGAGAUGAACUUUAUUAUCCAGGAUGCGGAGAGUAUAACAUGCAUGACAGAGCUUUUGGAGCACUGUGAUGUCACAUGUCAAGCAGAAAUAUGGAGCAUGUUUACAGCCAUUUUACGAAAAAGUGUUCGGAAUUUACAGACUAGCACAGAAGUUGGGCUAAUUGAACAAGUGUUGCUGAAAAUGAGUGCUGUAGAUGACAUGAUAGCAGAUCUUCUAGUUGAUAUGUUGGGGGUUCUUGCCAGCUACAGCAUCACUGUCAAGGAAUUGAAGCUUUUGUUCAGCAUGCUUCGAGGAGAAAGUGGAAUCUGGCCAAGACAUGCAGUAAAAUUGUUAUCAGUUCUUAAUCAGAUGCCACAAAGACAUGGUCCUGAUACUUUUUUCAAUUUCCCUGGUUGUAGUGCUGCGGCAAUCGCAUUGCCUCCUAUUGCAAAGUGGCCUUAUCAGAAUGGCUUCACCCUAAAUACUUGGUUUCGUAUGGAUCCAUUAAAUAACAUUAAUGUUGAUAAGGAUAAACCUUAUCUUUAUUGUUUUCGUACUAGCAAAGGAGUUGGUUACUCUGCUCACUUCGUUGGCAACUGUCUAAUAGUCACAUCACUGAAGUCUAAAGGAAAAGGUUUUCAGCACUGUGUGAAAUAUGAUUUUCAACCUCGUAAGUGGUACAUGAUCAGCAUUGUCCACAUUUAUAAUCGAUGGAGGAACAGUGAAAUUCGAUGUUAUGUUAAUGGACAGCUGGUAUCCUAUGGUGAUAUGGCUUGGCAUGUAAACACAAAUGAUAGCUAUGACAAGUGCUUUCUCGGAUCUUCAGAAACUGCUGAUGCAAAUAGGGUGUUCUGUGGUCAACUUGGUGCUGUGUAUGUAUUCAGCGAAGCACUCAACCCUGCGCAGAUAUUUGCAAUUCAUCAGUUAGGACCUGGAUAUAAGAGUACCUUCAAAUUUAAAUCUGAGAGUGACAUUCAUUUGGCAGAACAUCAUAAACAGGUUCUGUAUGAUGGGAAGCUGGCAAGUAGUAUUGCAUUCACAUACAAUGCUAAGGCUACUGACGCGCAGCUGUGCCUGGAAUCAUCCCCAAAGGAGAAUGCAUCCAUUUUUGUGCACUCCCCACAUGCCCUAAUGCUCCAGGAUGUGAAAGCUAUAGUAACACAUUCAAUUCAUAGUGCAAUUCAUUCAAUUGGAGGGAUUCAAGUACUUUUUCCACUUUUUGCCCAACUGGACAAUCGGCAGCUCAAUGACAGUCAAGUGGAAACAACUGUUUGUGCUACUCUUUUGGCAUUCCUGGUUGAACUACUUAAAAGUUCAGUAGCCAUGCAAGAACAAAUGCUGGGUGGAAAAGGCUUUUUAGUCAUUGGCUACUUACUUGAAAAGUCAUCAAGAGUUCAUAUAACUAGAGCGGUCCUGGAGCAAUUUUUAUCUUUUGCAAAAUACCUUGAUGGUUUAUCUCACGGAGCACCUUUGCUAAAGCAGCUUUGUGACCACAUUUUAUUCAACCCAGCCAUCUGGAUACAUACACCUGCAAAGGUUCAGCUUUCCCUAUACACUUACUUGUCUGCUGAAUUUAUUGGGACUGCUACCAUUUACACCACCAUACGCAGAGUAGGAACAGUAUUACAGCUAAUGCACACAUUAAAAUACUACUACUGGGUCAUUAAUCCUGCUGACAGUAGUGGCAUUACACCUAAAGGAUUAGAUGGUCCCCGGCCAUCACAAAAAGAAAUUAUAUCCUUACGGGCAUUUAUGCUACUUUUUCUGAAACAGCUCAUACUAAAGGAUCGAGGGGUCAAGGAAGAUGAACUUCAGAGUAUAUUAAAUUACCUACUUACCAUGCAUGAGGAUGAAAAUAUUCAUGAUGUGUUACAGUUACUAGUGGCUUUAAUGUCAGAACAUCCAGCCUCAAUGAUUCCAGCAUUUGAUCAAAGAAAUGGAAUAAGAGUAAUCUACAAAUUAUUGGCCUCUAAAAGUGAAAGUAUUUGGGUUCAAGCUUUGAAGGUUCUGGGAUACUUUCUGAAGCAUUUAGGUCACAAGAGAAAAGUGGAAAUUAUGCAUACUCAUAGUCUUUUCACUCUUCUUGGAGAAAGGCUGAUGUUGCAUACAAACACUGUGACUGUUACCACAUACAACACACUUUAUGAGAUCUUGACAGAGCAAGUAUGUACUCAAGUUGUACACAAACCACAUCCGGAGCCAGAUUCUACAGUGAAAAUUCAGAAUCCAAUGAUUCUUAAGGUGGUGGCCACUUUGUUAAAAAACUCUACACCAAGUGCAGAACUGAUGGAAGUUCGUCGUUUAUUUUUAUCUGACAUGAUAAAACUUUUCAGUAAUAGCCGUGAAAAUAGAAGGUGUUUAUUGCAGUGUUCAGUGUGGCAGGAUUGGAUGUUUUCUCUUGGCUAUAUCAAUCCUAAAAAUUCUGAGGAACAGAAGAUUACCGAGAUGGUCUACAAUAUCUUCCGGAUUCUGUUGUAUCAUGCAAUAAAAUAUGAAUGGGGAGGAUGGAGAGUCUGGGUGGAUACGCUCUCAAUAGCCCAUUCCAAGGUGACUUAUGAAGCACAUAAAGAAUACCUGGCCAAAAUGUAUGAAGAAUAUCAGAGACAAGAGGAGGAAAACAUUAAAAAGGGGAAAAAAGGGAAUGUGAGCACCAUCUCUGGUCUUUCAUCACAGACAACAGGAGCAAAAGGUGGAAUGGAAAUUCGAGAGAUAGAAGAUCUUUCACAAAGCCAGAGCCCAGAAAGUGAGACCGAUUACCCUGUCAGCACUGAUACUAGAGACUUGCUCAUGUCAACAAAAGUGUCAGAUGACAUUCUCGGAAAUUCAGAUAGACCAGGAAGUGGUGUCCAUGUAGAAGUACAUGAUCUUUUGGUUGAUAUAAAAGCAGAGAAAGUAGAAGCAACAGAAGUAAAGCUUGAUGAUAUGGAUUUAUCACCGGAGACUUUAGUAGGUGGAGAGAAUGGUGCCCUUGUGGAGGUUGAGUCUUUACUGGAUAAUGUAUAUAGUGCUGCUGUUGAGAAACUCCAGAACAAUGUACAUGGAAGUGUUGGUAUCAUUAAAAAAAAUGAAGAAAAGGAUAAUGGUCCAUUGAUAACAUUAGCAGAUGAGAAAGAUGAACUUCCGAACAGUAGUACAUCAUUUCUCUUUGAAAAAAUACCUAAACAGGAGGAGAAACUUCUUCCUGAACUUUCUAGCAAUCACAUUAUUCCAAAUAUCCAGGACACACAAGUACAUCUUGGUGUUAGUGAUGAUCUUGGAUUGCUUGCUCACAUGACUGGGAAUGUAGAUUUAAGUUGUACAUCAAGUAUAAUAGAAGAAAAAGAGUUCAAAAUCCAUACAACUUCCGAUGGAAUGAGCAGUAUUUCUGAAAGAGACUUAGCGUCGUCCUCUAAAGGGUUAGAGUAUGCCGAAAUGACUGCUACAACUUUGGAAACCGAGUCAUCUGGUAGCAAAAUCGUACCAAAUAUUGAUGCAGGAAGUAUAAUUUCAGAUACUGAGAGAUCUGAUGAUGGCAAAGAAUCCGGAAAGGAAAUUCGAAAAAUCCAGACCACUGCUACAACGCAAGCUGUUCAGGGCCGGUCUAUUACACAACAAGACAGAGACCUCCGAGUUGACUUAGGGUUCCGAGGCAUGCCGAUGACGGAGGAGCAGCGGCGACAGUUCAGCCCAGGUCCACGCACUACAAUGUUUCGUAUUCCUGAGUUUAAAUGGUCUCCAAUGCACCAGCGACUUCUCACCGAUUUACUGUUUGCAUUAGAAACAGAUGUACAUGUUUGGAGGAGCCAUUCCACAAAGUCUGUGAUGGAUUUUGUCAAUAGCAAUGAAAAUAUUAUUUUUGUACAUAACACAAUUCACCUCAUUUCCCAAAUGGUAGACAACAUCAUCAUUGCUUGUGGAGGAAUUUUACCUUUGCUCUCUGCUGCCACAUCACCAACUGGUUCUAAGACGGAAUUGGAAAAUAUUGAAGUGACACAAGGCAUGUCAGCUGAGACAGCAGUAACCUUCCUCAGCCGAUUGAUGGCCAUGGUUGACGUACUGGUAUUUGCCAGCUCUCUAAAUUUUAGUGAGAUUGAAGCUGAAAAAAACAUGUCUUCUGGAGGCUUAAUGAGACAGUGCCUAAGGCUAGUUUGUUGUGUUGCUGUGAGGAACUGUCUAGAAUGUCGGCAGAGACAGAGAGACAGGGGCAGCAGAUCUUCCCAUGGCAGCAGUAAGCCUCAGGAGGCUCCCCAAGGGGUGACUGCCACGGCAGCCUCAAAGACUCCCUUGGAAAGUGUUCCGGGUAACCUUUCUCCUAUCAAGGACCCUGAUAGACUUCUUCAGGAUGUUGAUAUUAAUCGCCUUCGUGCAGUCGUCUUUCGGGAUGUGGAUGACAGCAAGCAAGCACAGUUCUUGGCUCUAGCUGUUGUUUACUUCAUCUCGGUUCUGAUGGUUUCCAAGUAUCGUGACAUACUAGAACCCCAGCGAGAGACCGCCAGAACCGGAAGCCAGCCAGGCAGAAACAUCAGACAAGAAAUAAAUUCGCCAACGAGCACAGUUGUGGUCAUACCAUCUAUCCCUCAUCCAAGUCUGAACCAUGGAUUCCUUGCCAAGUUAAUUCCUGAGCAGAGCUUUGCCCACUCAUUUUACAAAGAAACACCUGCUACAUUUCCAGACACUAUAAAGGAAAAAGAAACACCAACCCCUGGUGAAGAUAUUCAGCUAGAAAGUUCUAUUCCGCAUACAGAUUCGGGAAUUGGAGAGGAGCAGGUGGCUAGCAUCCUGAAUGGGGCAGAAUUAGAGGCCGGCCCAGGCCCGGAUGCCAUGUGUGAACUGUUAUCCACUUUGUCAUCCGAAGUGAAAAAAUCACAGGAGAGCUUGACUGAGAACCCCAGUGAACUGUUGAAACCUGCACCAUCCAUAUCUAGCAUUAGUCAAACCAAAGGCAUCAAUGUCAAGGAAAUACUGAAAAGUCUUGUGGCUGCCCCUGUUGAAAUUGCAGAAUGUGGCCCUGAACCCAUCCCGUACCCAGAUCCAGCAUUGAAGAGAGAAGCGCAAGCUAUUCUUCCUAUGCAGUUUCAUUCGUUUGACAGGAGCGUAGUGGUGCCUGUCAAGAAGCCGCCUCCGGGGAGUUUGGCUGUAACCACGGUGGGGGCCGCUGCUGCUGGAAGUGGGCUGCCCGCAGGAAGCACCUCCAAUAUAUUUGCUGCUACUGGAGCUACACCAAAAAGUAUGAUUAAUACAACAGGUGCCGUGGAUUCAGGGUCCUCCUCCUCUUCCUCCUCUUCUAGUUUUGUGAAUGGUGCUACCAGCAAAAACCUUCCAGCUGUGCAAACUGUCGCUCCGAUGCCGGAAGAUUCGGCUGAAAACAUGAGCAUCACUGCAAAACUUGAAAGAGCUUUAGAAAAAGUUGCUCCUCUUCUUCGUGAAAUUUUUGUAGACUUUGCCCCAUUCCUAUCUCGUACACUUCUUGGCAGUCAUGGACAAGAACUAUUGAUAGAAGGCCUCGUUUGUAUGAAGUCCAGCACAUCUGUGGUUGAACUUGUUAUGCUGCUUUGUUCUCAGGAAUGGCAAAAUUCUAUUCAGAAGAAUGCAGGACUUGCAUUUAUUGAACUCAUCAAUGAAGGAAGAUUACUGUGCCAUGCUAUGAAGGACCAUAUAGUGCGUGUCGCAAAUGAAGCUGAGUUUAUUUUGAACAGACAGAGAGCUGAGGAUGUGCAUAAGCAUGCAGAGUUUGAGUCACAGUGUGCCCAGUAUGCUGCGGACAGAAGAGAGGAAGAGAAGAUGUGUGACCACCUUAUAAGUGCCGCCAAACAUCGAGAUCACGUUACGGCAAACCAACUGAAGCAGAAGAUCUUGAAUAUUCUGACAAACAAGCAUGGUGCGUGGGGAGCAGUUUCUCAUAGCCAACUGCAUGAUUUCUGGCGUUUGGAUUACUGGGAAGAUGACCUUCGUCGAAGGAGACGAUUUGUUCGUAACGCAUUUGGCUCCACUCAUGCUGAAGCGCUGCUCAAAGCUGCAGUAGAGUAUGGCACGGAAGAAGAUGUGCUGAAGUCCAGGAAAGCCUUCAGAAGUCAAGCAAUAGUGAAUCAGAACGCGGAGACCGAACUUAUGCUGGAAGGAGAUGAUGAUGCAGUCAGCUUGCUGCAGGAGAAAGAAAUCGACAAUCUUGCAGGCCCGGUGGUUCUUAGUACCCCAGCCCAGCUCAUCGCUCCUGUGGUGGUGGCCAAGGGGACUCUCUCCAUCACCACGACAGAAAUCUACUUCGAGGUAGAUGAGGAUGAUCCUGCCUUCAAGAAGAUCGACACGAAAGAACCUUCCAUUCCCUGGGGAGCGGGGAGUGGGAACACGCCAGCAGCCCCUCCCCACUUUGCAGGCUUUGCGGGUGAAUGCACUGCUACCUUUUGGCAGUUGGAAGAGGAAGAUGAGAAGGCAAAUCAGAACCGGAGAACCCACGGCCAAGAAGGUGAAGAUGUGCCCUGGUCUCAGGGGAAAAGCCACCUCUGGCCCUCGCCCAGCGUAUGUCCCCUCUCUCCCGCUGCUCCGCACUCCCAAGCCGGCCUUCUGUCCUCUCUCUGUUCCGUAGGGGUUAUUUUCCCCCUGCGGGGGCGUUAUUUCAAGCCUAAUUCGGUGUCCUCGGGUUCCCCACGUCUGCUCCAGGCCACGGCCUCUGCCCGCGCAUCCCGCAGCCCCGCGCCGCCCGGCCCACGUGCGCUCGCAGCCGGCCGCGCUUCCUCGCCGCGCUGCCCUCCCUUGGGUUCAGACCAGAGUCGCUCGGUCAGGACCUCGUCGUGGAUUUGUUGGGCCACCUGCAAGUACCGUGGCUGCCGAGGACGUGCAGCCUGGGAACGCGGAGGCCCCGGGGCCGUUUGGGCGGCAGCACCGUGGCGCGGCGGUCCCGGCGGGUCUAAAGCGAAGGACGCGAGGGGCGCCCGGCUGGCCUCGCUGGAGCCAGGCGCGCAGGUGGCGCAUCUUCGGGGCUCACUACCCAAAAGUAGCCACCACAGCUUUCUGCAAUCCACUGCCACUCCAAUACCAGCUACAAUUCCAAUUUCAACUUCCAGAGAGAGGGAAUCUCACUGGCUAGUGUCUGCAGCAGGCGUUCACCCUGGUCUACAUCAGCUAUGGUAUGCAAUGCCAGAAGAAAGAAGGAGCAAGAAACCCAUGUUAGAGGAUGGUAGGAGGAUUCUCAAAUACGAACCAGCCAACAGUAGGUCAGACAGCGGGAGCAGGACGCUCCACACAGAGGGAAGGCGCGAGGCUGCAAGGAGGGACAAAGCACACAGGGGCUCUGAGAAGAGCCGAGCUCCAGUGGAACGUGUGACCCAGGGGCGGGAGUGGAACCUGGAGAUGGGAGCGGACACGGGCCCUGUGGCUCUCAGACGCCAGGGGCAGGGGGUCCCUGAGGACUGUCACAGCCCCAGCCUGGAGCAAAGAAAGGAGUGGUGGUGGGAGGACCGACUGAGAUUGUCUGAGUCUGGAUCCAGCUGGAGAGAAACACCACAUAGCAACUUCAACAGGGAAAGUAGAGCUGGUGAAACUGUUCAGGGGAGAGGUCCUCACCAGAAGCAACUCUACUGCAAUACUGCUGGGGGCAGGGAGAGGUACUGGAAAAAACUGCGAGUCACUGGGUCCUGGUGGCCAUCACACCCCGCAGGAGCCGGCCCUGGAGAAGCCCCAGUGACACUGGGUCCUCCUGCCUGCAGGGAAGUGUCCUUUCCCGGCAAAGCUUCAGCAUGCAUGCAGGUUAACAAAGCAAAAAUAAAGGGUACGGAUUCAUGGUCACUGAACAAGCAGUUAAGCCUGAAUUUGGAGCUGGAAGACAAUCAAGUGAUAGCUGGCAAAGUUGGUGAGACAGUCUUACAAAGAGCACUUACAAAGAGUCCGACUAACUCUUGUGUGUUUGUGAAUGACCUGCUUGCUGUAGAGGCUGUACUCCACGCACACUGUGGAGAGACCCGCCACACUGUAACACGACUGUACCGAUGUAUAAAGUUCAGCAGCAGCCAUUAUUAUAGGUUUAAAUCCAAUGCUUGUAAGCUGGCACCUGACCGCCUACCUGCAUGGCUCAUUAGCAUGGAGAGGAUAUCACUGGCCACUCCCCGACAGCUUUACAAAUCUUCCAACAUGACUCAGCGCUGGCAAAGAAGGGAAAUUUCCAAUUUCGAAUAUUUGAUGUUUCUUAAUACUAUAGCAGGGCGGACAUAUAAUGACCUGAACCAGUAUCCUGUGUUUCCAUGGGUAUUAACAAACUAUGAAUCAGAAGAAUUGGACUUGACUCUUCCAGGAAACUUCAGGGAUCUAUCUAAGCCAAUCGGUGCUUUGAACCCAAAGAGAGCUGUGUUUUAUGCAGAACGUUAUGAGACGUGGGAAGAUGAUCAAAGCCCUCCCUACCAUUAUAAUACACACUACUCAACAGCAACAUCUACCUUAUCCUGGCUCGUACGAAUUGAACCUUUCACAACCUUCUUCCUCAAUGCAAACGAUGGAAAAUUUGACCAUCCAGAUCGAACCUUCUCCUCGGUUGCAAGGUCGUGGAGAACCAGUCAGAGAGAUACUUCUGAUGUAAAGGAACUAAUUCCAGAGUUCUAUUACCUACCGGAAAUGUUUGUCAACAGUAAUGGAUACAAUCUCGGGGUCAGAGAAGAUGAAAUUGUGGUAAAUGAUGUUGGUCUCCCCCCUUGGGCCAAAAAACCUGAAGACUUUGUGCGGAUCAACAGGAUGGCCCUGGAAAGCGAAUUUGUUUCUUGCCAACUGCAUCAGUGGAUUGACCUCAUAUUUGGCUAUAAACAGCGAGGACCAGAAGCAGUCCGUGCUCUGAACGUGUUCCACUACUUAACCUAUGAAGGCUCCGUAAAUCUGGAUAGUAUCGCUGACCCUGUGCUCAGGGAGGCCAUGGAAGCACAGAUACAGAACUUUGGACAGACGCCAUCUCAGUUGCUUAUUGAGCCACAUCCACCUCGGAGCUCUGCCAUGCACCUGUGUUUCCUUCCACAGAGUCCACUCAUGUUUAAAGAUCAGAUGCAACAGGAUGUGAUCAUGGUGCUGAAGUUCCCAUCAAAUUCUCCGGUGACCCACGUGGCAGCCAACACGCUGCCCCACCUGACCAUCCCUGCGGUGGUGACCGUGACCUGCAGCAGACUGUUUGCAGUGAAUCGAUGGCACAACACAGUAGGCCUCAGAGGAGCUCCAGGAUACUCCUUGGAUCAAGCUCAUCAUCUUCCUAUUGAAAUGGAUCCCUUAAUUGCCAACAAUUCUGGUGUGAACAAACGGCAGAUCACGGAUCUGGUCGACCAGAGUAUACAGAUCAAUGCACAUUGCUUUGUGGUCACAGCGGAUAAUCGCUAUAUUCUUAUCUGUGGAUUCUGGGAUAAGAGUUUCAGAGUUUACUCUACAGAGACAGGGAAAUUAACUCAGAUUGUAUUUGGCCACUGGGACGUGGUCACGUGCCUGGCCAGGUCGGAGUCCUACAUUGGCGGGGACUGCUACAUUGUGUCUGGGUCUCGCGACGCUACCCUGCUUCUCUGGUACUGGAGUGGGCGACACCAUAUCAUAGGGGACAACCCAAAUAGCAGUGACUAUCCCGCCCCAAGAGCUGUCCUCACAGGCCAUGACCAUGAAGUUGUCUGUGUUUCUGUCUGUGCAGAACUUGGACUUGUUAUCAGUGGUGCUAAAGAGGGCCCUUGCCUUGUCCACACCAUCACUGGAGAUUUGUUGCGAGCCCUGGAAGGACCAGAAAACUGCUUGUUCCCGCGCUUGAUUUCCGUCUCUAGUGAAGGCCACUGUAUCAUAUACUAUGAACGAGGGCGAUUCAGCAAUUUCAGCAUUAAUGGGAAACUUUUGGCUCAGAUGGAGAUCAAUGAUUCAACACGGGCCAUUCUCCUGAGUAGCGAUGGCCAGAACCUGGUGACUGGAGGGGACAAUGGUGUGGUGGAGGUCUGGCAGGCCUGUGACUUCAAGCAGCUGUACAUUUACCCCGGAUGUGACGCUGGCAUUCGAGCAAUGGACUUAUCCCAUGACCAGAGGACUCUGAUCACUGGCAUGGCUUCUGGUAGCAUUGUAGCUUUUAAUAUAGAUUUUAACCGGUGGCAUUAUGAGCAUCAGAACAGAUACUGAAGACAAGUGAAGAACCAAAAGCCAAGGUAAAGCUGAGAGCACAAGUGCUGCAUGGAAAGGCAAUAUCUCUGGUGGAUAAAAACUCGUCUACAUCGACCUCCGUUUGUACAUCCCAUCACACCCAGCAAUAGCUGUACAUUGUAGUCAGCAGCCAUUUUACUUUGUGUGUUUUUUCACGACUGAACACCAGCUGCUACCAAGCAAGCUUAUAUCAUGUAAAUUAUAUGAAUUAGGAGAUGUUUUGGUAAUUAUUUCAUAUAUUGUUGUUUAUUGAGAAAAGGUAGUAGGACGUGUCACAAGAGACUUUUGACAAUUCUGAGGAACCUUGUGCCCAGUUGUUACAAAGUUUAAGCUUUGAACCUAACCUGCAUCCCAUUUCCAGCCUCUUUUCAAGCUGAGAAAAAAAAAAAAAACACGUUUGAUACUUUGUACAUCAGAUGCAUCUUAUUUAAAGGGAUACUUUUGUAAAAGUAAAACCUUGUAUAAAGAACAAAACGUUUCUUAAUUUUAUUGUGGAGUUACAACUUGCAUGUUCUUUAAUCCUGAUGUCUCGAUGGAACAAGUGCAUUCAGACUAUGACACAGAAAGAUCUGUCCAAGGACACAGCUUGUAUGAAAGGGUUGAAUUUGGGCUCAAUCAGUAAUUUUUGACAUUUUCACCAAAAUAUGGUUUGCACUUUUUAAUCGAAAUUCAUCCCUUCUAAGUGAAAUUUGCUCAUAAAGCAUUUGGAUACUAAGCCAUUAUUUGCCAUUUUUGCUACUUUAUACAAAGAAAAUUCAGCCCCGCCCUUCAUAAUUUGAAGACACAGCAGAAAGGGGGCUUAGGGAUGAGGUCUUGGUUUUUCUUGUAUAAAUAGGAGUCACGCCCAUUAGUUCCAUAGUAAUGACUUCCCAACUCCUGGACAUCUCUUCUGGACUCAUCCUGCUGGCUUAGCGUGUGUACAUUAGGGGAGGAGAAUCUGAUGCUAAUUAUUUUUGGAUUUGUUUUUUCUCUUUGGUUCUUGAAUAGCUUAGUUUCUUUAAUAACAAGCCAGACUUUAUUAUAACAAUAACUGAGGUUAUUCUUUUAGGUUCUUGUGAAAUUCUCACCUAAAGCCACAUUCUUAGCCUAAGGCACUUCAUCUUUUAUGAUAUAAAAUGAUGGGUAUCAAAUGAUUUUCCAUACAUUGUACUGAUCAAGUUAUACACCCAGGGGUAUAUACACUUUAUUCAUGUUUCUUCUUUGUAUAUUUGGUGACUGUAUCGUCAUAGAUGUACAUAUUGUGUCGGUAGGGCUAUGAGGCAUGUUACAGGAAUGUGAUUUUCUCAGAAUUUACACUCACUUGCAGUCAUUUAUUUAAAAAGAUAAAACAAGAUAAUGGGUUCUUUGUAUUGGCACUUUGCACCAGAAACAUAUCAUUAUUUAUUGAUGUGAUUACUUAUUUGUCAUCCACCUUGUAUUAGUAAGUUUUAGCACUGAAUUCCUUCUUCAUUGUUGUUUGUAUUUAUGAGAUUCUGAAAUUCUGGGGAAUCAACGUAAUGAUUAAGUUAUUCAUCACCAGGCUGUAAGCAAUAUCCUGAGUUUGUAGCUUAGAAUUGGGAGGAUACUGAACAUCUGGAAGACAAGUUCAUUUCAUCUUGAGAUCAUGGUGAAAUAUUUUGGAUAUAUAAAUUCCUUAAGCUAUUGUAACCAUGUUUUAUUGCAAAGAUGUAAAAUAUGCCAGAUGUGUGUGAGUUGGAAAUCAAAAAAAAGAAAAAUAAAAUAUGCAAAGAAUUCA
Messenger RNA from Suricata suricatta (meerkat), 12316 nucleotides. It is a transcript of the gene NBEA, whose product is annotated as neurobeachin. Bases 169 to 10560 code for a protein of 3463 amino acids. Gene Ontology annotation, biological process: intracellular protein localization. Gene Ontology annotation, molecular function: protein kinase binding. Lineage: Eukaryota; Metazoa; Chordata; Mammalia; Carnivora; Herpestidae. Gene Ontology annotation, cellular component: cytosol; membrane. The record is from RefSeq and is a predicted model, not a curated record. The transcript is spliced from 63 exons.